Molecule: messenger RNA, 651 nt
Organism: Austrofundulus limnaeus
Lineage: Eukaryota; Metazoa; Chordata; Actinopteri; Cyprinodontiformes; Rivulidae
Product: protein FAM184A
Source: RefSeq, a predicted model, not a curated record
UACAAGAGCAAAAUCAGCGACGAGCUGGACCUGAAGAGGCGGAUCCAGUCUCUGGAGGAGUCCAUGGAGCUCCACGAGAGGAUGAAGAGGCAGGCGCUGGCCGAGUUCGAGAGCUACCGUCAGCGGGUGGAGGACAUGCAGCUCUGCACCGAGGCUCAGCACACGCAGCGCGUGGUGUCCAUGUCCAGGGAGGUGGAGGAGAUGAGGCGGUCGUUUGAGGAGAAGCUGCGUACGUUCAGCCAGGCCCAGGCUCAGUUCGAGCAGGAGAAGAGAGGCGCUCUGGAGGAGCUGAAGGCUGAGCACCGACAGGAGGUCCAGGAGAUCCUGCGCAGCCAUCAGAGUCAGAACGCAAACUACAGCAAAGACCAGGAGAAACUGGGGCAGCUCCAUAAAGCUGAGGCUCAGGCUUUUUAUGAACGCGAGCUGGAGGCCAUGAAGAGGACCCAGCAGCUGACGGCCGACAACCUGCUGGCGUGGAAACGCACCGAGGCCGAGCUGCGGCGCGAGUUUCAGACCCAGGAGGCGGCGCUCCAGAAGACCCUGGGCAAGCUGAGGGCCGAACUGGCCCGCGUGUCGGACGAAGCCCGGGAAAACCGCGAGAAGUCCUACAAGCURCAGACGUCACUCACCGCAGCCGAGAGCAGCGUCAAG